Austrofundulus limnaeus is the source of this 994-nucleotide messenger RNA. It is a transcript of the gene cldni, whose product is annotated as claudin i. Gene Ontology annotation, molecular function: structural molecule activity. The transcript has 3 exons. Gene Ontology annotation, cellular component: membrane; bicellular tight junction. The coding region runs from base 90 to 725 and encodes 211 amino acids. The record is from RefSeq and is a predicted model, not a curated record. Lineage: Eukaryota; Metazoa; Chordata; Actinopteri; Cyprinodontiformes; Rivulidae.
CGUCUGUUCACGCAGCUCACAUCUGCAGCAACAGGAAACCAACAGAGGAACUCCAAGACGUCCGAGACAUCCAUUAUCAAACAGAAGAAAUGGGCUCUGCUGGGAUUCAUGUGGUCUGUGUGGCCCUCGGGGUCCUCGGCCUGAUCGGGGUCAUCGUGUGCUUGGCCGUCCCUCUCUGGAAGGUCUCGUCCUACGUCGGAAGCAACAUUCUCACAGCUCAGAACCAACAGGAGGGUCUGUGGAUGGAGUGCGUGGUGCAGAGCACCGGGCAGCAGCAGUGCAAGAACUACGACUCCCUGCUGGUCCUGCCCACGGAGAUCCAGGCCUCCCGGGCCAUGACCAUCAUCAGCUGCAUGCUCGGCGGCCUCAGCCUCCUCAUCCUCUUCUGCGGCGCCGACUUCACCACGUGCGUGCAGAACGAGGACGUCAAGCCCAAGAUCAGCCUGGCGGCCGGGGUGGGCAUGCUGCUGGCGGGGCUCCUGGUCAUCAUCCCCGUCAGCUGGUCGGCCAACUCCACGGUGAGAGACUUCAACAACCCGCUGGUGGCRGCGUCCAUGAAGAGAGAGAUGGGAGCGUGCAUCUACAUCGGCUGGGCCUCCGGCGUGCUGCUGCUCCUGGCGGGAGGUCUGCUCUGCUGCUUCAGCAGAUCCAAAUCCAGCGGCUCAGGAGGAACCGCCAAGUACUACAGUAACAACGCCUCUGCACCCAACACCAACUACGUGUAGGAGCUUCCAGAACCCGACUGGUGUUGGACAGAAGGGAAGGCAGGGAGAUCAGACAGGAGUUCAUAAAAAAUAUUACUACUGUGUAAAUAUUUAAAACUGAAUAUAACCGGCUCAAAUUCUUCUUUUCAUUCUUUCAUUUUGGGUGUUGGGGCUAUAAAAGAAAAAACUAUGUUUCAUGCACAUAAAAUCAUUCUGCAUUUAUAAAUCCAGCGUAUAUAAGCACAUUUUUUGAUGAAAUGAAAGAUGUAAUUAAACUUUAUUUUACCAUA